Dreissena polymorpha is the source of this 2376-nucleotide messenger RNA. RefSeq lists its product as uncharacterized. Gene Ontology annotation, molecular function: zinc ion binding. Lineage: Eukaryota; Metazoa; Mollusca; Bivalvia; Myida; Dreissenidae. The transcript has 2 exons. The record is from RefSeq and is a predicted model, not a curated record. The coding region runs from base 1 to 2181 and encodes 726 amino acids.
AUGUCAAAGUCGGUUUCAAUCAAAUCUCCGGGUCCCGUCAGGAACUCGUCAUCAAAGGCAAACAACUCCAGCAAGCCUGGCUCCAGGAACGGACUUCCGCCAGCGCCCCAGCUCUUCGCGGUAAAGUACGUCAUCGACGCUGACGUCAUUAAAUGCCCCGCGUGCAUGGAAGUGUUCAAAUCGCCGAGGGUUUUACCUUGCGGUCAUUCCAUGUGUUACGAAUGCCUCAACUCGCUGAUCAUAUGCUCUGAGUCGACCAAAACAAAAGAACACUUUUUGUGCCCUGUUUGUCAUAAAAACACCUUUCCCCGUGAUAGCAAACUAUCAAGGCAGAAAUGGGCGCAACAUUUUCCGGUUAAUUCCACGAUUCUGAGAUUACUUCGUAACGCUUCAGUAAAGAACGCAGGCGAUCCUGGAACGCACAAAGCAUUCUGCGAAACAUGUCUGAUGAAUAACAGAACAAAAAGCUGUAACUAUUUCUGCAGUACGUGUCUGCAACACAUAUGUGAUAUGUGCCACAAGUACCACAUCACACAGGAAGAGACGAAAGACCACGAGAUGGUAUUUUUAGGAGGGAGCAAAGAGGAAAUAUCCGACCACGGCAAGCAUGACUCGAACGGUAAGACAGAAUGGAGAGCGCGCAGGGUGUCCGAAAUCAACAACGCCGUGGAAGAGACAGGCUUGAAGCCCGCUAGCCGGGACGGGAAGCUCGCUCCUAUCACCGCCAGAACUGUGACCGCUGCGGACACCGUCACCCAAAAGUGUGCCAUGAAAUUAGGCUUCUUUAACGGGAAGGCUCCGAGUGAUUCGGCAACCUGUGACUUUAGGGCCGUAGCCUUUCUCACCAACAACAAAGUCGCGGUGGCGGAUCUCGGCAAUAAAAAGCUGAAAGUGUUUGACAUAACGCACAAAUCCAGAGUGGAAUUGAUAUGUGAUAUUAUGCUGCGGGCAAAUCCAUACCAUAUGUGCCGGGUGGACGAUAGCGCGGUUGCCGUAGUGACGGAGCGAUCCAACCAGUACCACAUCCGCUUGUUUACCGUCCGCGACAAAAUUCAUCACUUUGUUCACCGGUCAAUUGACGGAAUACCUUUAGGAAUAGGAUAUCUGAACAACACGUUCCUUUGUUCGUUCCUUGAAGACUCGGCAAUUCAUAAAUAUAAGAUAUCUCGGGCUCAGCAGAUUAAAGGCGGCACGAUCAAACAUGACAGAACCGGAAAUGACUUAUUCCGACAACCCAGCAGUAUGUGCGCAGGUCUCUGGCGCGGGAUUCACGUUCUUUACAUCGCAGACGAGACUGAGUUUGGAGUAACGGUAACUUCCAUCGACACCAGAGGCGAUCGAAAAGCGUCCGUGUUUUUCGACCUUCCGGUAAAUCCAUCGCGUCUCUCAAAAACAUCGGCGAAUGGCGUCAGCAAAACUGGACAACGAAAUAAGAGCAAUAGUGCGCAAAUUUCAAAGAAAGAAAAUGUUUCUCCAAGCGAUACACUCCCUGGAAAAACAGCUCGUUCUGCAAAACAAAGAGCGCAGAAUCAGUCAAAGCCUUCGACGACCCACGUGAGCGGUCGCCAUACGUUCCGGCGCGUAGAUGACCUCGGGCAGAGUAUACCGGAGUGCAAAAGCGGCCGCGAAAUCGAGCGUACGCCGAUACCAAACGCUCUGAAAAACGAUCUGUCCCUCGAUUUGUCAAAGAUAACAAGUACACUCGACGGAAACGACGUUGACCUGAACAAUACAAUCGCAAAAUCACCGACGAAAAAGACGCUUCGCGGCGAAUCAAAGGCGGUCGAACGCGCUGGGCUUUCACGACCCGUCGGCAAAGUGCGACCCCUGUCAUUGAACGAAACAUACACCGCGAAGGCCUCCACCGGAAAUGCACAGCAGCAACUAAAUUCUACCAUUGCCUCGGGGUCGACCAUGGAUACAACGGGGACUUCGGUCCCGCCGAGACUGAUUUUGAACGCCGACAGCAUUGAAGUAGACAACAGCGGCAAUAUCUACGUCUGCAUGUCGAAGAGCAACGCGAUUCACCAGAUGUCGCCUGAUGGCAAAAUAAAGAUAGAACUUCUCUCGGAGCAAGAUGGGCUUGUGGCUCCAAAAGUCGUCUGCUUCUCGCCUAAAAACGACUUCUUUCUCGUCACGUGCCUGAAGACUAACCGCGUGCUCAUGUUCAAAUUGAAAUAACCAUAGGAGCGUCGAUGGACAUAAAGAUGAUUUUUCAGAACUUAAUGGUGUAAUAAUUGUUCUUAGAUGAACUCUAAGGAGCGUUGUAACUAAGGACUCAGUAAAUAAAAUGAAUUGUUCUUAUUUAUUAUGUAUUACAUGUGGAUAGUUACAAUAGUUCUUGUUUACUCUUAUGUUUCUUAAAAGGACCUAUGU